Molecule: messenger RNA, 5378 nt
Organism: Syngnathus acus (greater pipefish)
Lineage: Eukaryota; Metazoa; Chordata; Actinopteri; Syngnathiformes; Syngnathidae
Gene: usp10
Product: ubiquitin specific peptidase 10
Exons: 15
Coding region: 221-2806 (861 amino acids)
Biological process (GO): regulation of autophagy; DNA damage response, signal transduction by p53 class mediator; protein deubiquitination
Cellular component (GO): nucleus; cytosol
Molecular function (GO): cysteine-type endopeptidase activity; cysteine-type deubiquitinase activity
Source: RefSeq, a predicted model, not a curated record
CGUAGCAAGCGAAGAAGACGCUGGACAGAAAUGGCGGUGACGGCGAGUCCCACGGCAUGAGGUUGCUAAACGCCUUUUACAUGGAUCGGACACAUCUGACUGCUGGGGAAAUGACAUUGAUGUCGAAGUAGGAAACCCGUCGAGGCGGCCACUUCUGAGCUCCAACAUCUCCCCGGGAGAGUUGUCUUGUCCGACGAGGAGAGCAAAUCUCACCGGGAGCAUGGCUUCUUACGGCAACCAGUAUAUCUUUGGGGAAUUCAGCCCAGAUGAGAUCAAUCAGUUCUUUGUGACUCCACGAUGUUACGUCGAGCUUCCACCAUUCAACGACAAAGGGCCAUGUGUCAGUCAGUCUUCCGGAGGUUACUGCACUCCUGCUGUACCAUAUAUAAUGGAGUCAAUGGGACUGCAGGGUUGCGGAGAUGACUAUCAACGCAUUAAGUUUGGUGUUGAUGAGGUCAUAGACUCCAAGCCCGUAGGCGGCAUGAACGACUCUUUGUACAAGGUGUCGAGCACACUGAACCCACAGGCUCCCGAGUUCAUCCUGGGCUGCCAGUCGGCACAGAAGACUCAACAGACGACGACGACGACUCCGGUGGCCGAUGCCCUGGAUGGAAGCCACUUCAACUCUGAGGACGGACCCGACUCGGAGGCGUCGGCCCUGGACAAUCAUCAGGUGUGCCAGGACAUGGACGGGCUACCUGGUGGCCUGGCACAGCGAGAGAGAAAGAAAAAGAAAAAGCGGCCCCCGGGGUACUACAACUACCUAGACCCAUCAGCUAGCGGCAACAACAGCGGCGCUCCUGCCGACGGGGGGACGCCUGUGACGGCACUCGUGAAUGGACACGCACUUGGCGCCUCGCAACACAGUGCCGAGGAUGCGGACUGUAAGACUUUAGCGGGGACCGGCCUUUCCUCUCCGAGCGUCGUCUCCACGGCGACGGCUGCUCCGACGGCCACAUCAGCCGCUUCCAAUCAGAGGACUUGUGAUAGCCCCGAUUACUCGUCAUCGGACUUAAAAAGCGGGGCCGCUUGCACCAAUGUAACUUUGCCCUUUUCGCCCUCAUGUCAAAUUAGAAGCAUGACUGAGGGACCAAGGACUGCAGAUGAGCAGCCAGAACAGUUGGCUCCACAGAGCCCCCAACUUUCAGAUAGUCCGCACAGCCUCCGCUCUAAGUCACCUCUUCCUGCUUCUGCUGCUACGACUACUGAAACCGAGGGCGGCGAGGUGGCAGAGAGUAAUGGCUUGGCAGAGGCCGCCACUCCCAUUAGUGCACAUGGACACAAGGAAGAGUGUGAGAGUGACGAUUUGACCCCGCAGGUCUCUCCGCACUGUGCUGCCCAAACGGCGGCAGCGGAGGUGUCGCAGUCGCCCGCAGGUCCGGCCGCGCAAACUGCCAACCCCCCUAAAUCGUGGGCUAGCCUCUUCCACAACUCUAAGCCACUUCCUGGCAGCCCUCCGGCCUUUGUGGAGAUUAAGAAUGCCGUGGAAGUUGUCGCCCCUCCGCCCUUGACACCAGAGACGCCUGAGGAGAAACCUGUUGAGGUCAAGCAGGGCACUGUCCAUGUAUCAGAGGACCCUAUGGCUCCAAAGCUUGCAGAACUUAUAGAGAAUGUGAAGUUGAUACAUAAACCAGUGUCUUUGCAGCCGAGAGGACUCGUCAACAAAGGAAACUGGUGCUACAUCAACGCUACUCUUCAGGCCCUGAUCGCAUGUCCUCCCAUGUAUCACCUGAUGAAGUCCAUUCCUCUGCACAGUGAAACACAGAGACCGUGCACUUCCACGCCCAUGAUAGACAACUUUGUGAGGCUGGUGAAUGAGUUCACAAACAUGCCGGUGCCUGCUAAGCCAAAACCAGGUGUCGGUGAAAAGCUGGUGAAAGACAUUCGUCCGGGCAUCCCCUUUGAGCCAACGUACAUCUACAGACUCCUCACGCUCAUCAAGUCCAGUCUUUCGGAAAAGGGUCGUCAGGAAGACGCAGAGGAGUAUCUUGGCUUCAUUCUUAACGGACUGCACGAGGAGAUGCUGGCUUUGAAAAAACUAAUCUCGCCUCAGGAAGAGAAAGCCCCCACCCCCAAUGGCCCAGAAUCCCCGCCAGGUGUGGAGGAAGACAACGCCGGCAAGGACGAAGACGGGAGCGAGGAUGAGUGGGAGCAAGUUGGCCCUCGCAACAAGACUUCCAUCACUCGCCAAGCUGACUUUGUCCGCACGCCCAUUACUGACAUAUUUGGAGGACACAUUAGGUCGGUGGUGUAUCAGCAAAACUCCAAGGAAUCGGCCACACUGCAGCCCUUCUUUACGCUGCAGCUCGAUAUUCAGUCAGAGAAGGUCCGCACGGUCCAGGAGGCCCUGGAAACGCUGGUCGCCCGAGAGUCCGUGCAGGGCUACACUUCCAAGAGCAAGCAGGAGAUUGAGGUCAGCCGGAGGGUCACUCUGGAGGAGCUGCCCCCUGUCCUCGUGCUCCAUCUCAAGAGAUUUGUCUUUGAGAAGACCGGAGGCUGUCAAAAACUCAACAAGAUCAUUGAGUACCCCGUAGAUCUGGAAAUAAGCAAAGACCUGCUGUCUUCUGGAGUGAAGAGCAAAGUUGUGAAAGGCCAAAGAACGUACAGACUCUUUGCAGUGGUCUAUCACCACGGGAACAGUGCGACAGGCGGUCACUAUACCACGGAUGUCUUCCACAUCGGUCUUAACGGCUGGCUGCGCAUCGACGACCAGGCGGUGAAGGUGAUCAACCAAUACCUGGUGGUCAAGCAGAUUGCUGAGCGCACCGCUUACCUGCUGUACUACCGCCGCGUUGACCUCUUGUAGGCGCGCACGCACGCACACACACACACACACACCACAUACACACACGCGCAUGCACAUCAGCAAUGGAGCAAGCGACAUGCAUACACUCACAAAUACAUAACCAACACAGAUCCCCCUCAUCUUACACGUGACACACGCAAACACAUGUGGAACAUAUGAUGAACAGGAACACUGCCCGACUUUGUUCUCUUGCAAGAUUUUCCUCCUCUUCCCUCGUGUCCUUGCUUCCUUGAGAGCCAGCUUUUCCAGCACCUCUUCCCAAGUGGAGACACAAGUUGCAUUCACCAAGAAUUCCUUGCAACGGCUCGCUUUUCUCUGUGCACAACUGCUGUCGGUUUAUGUUCUUCUCGAGAAAAAAAAAAAAAAGAAAGGUGAAAGAUGAGGCAGUUCAGAUGAAGAACUGCAAAAUGCACCGCUGGGGUGUCUUCUCUCCCGAAAUUAUCAGUGUUGGCCUUUUUCAUGAGGAGAACCACAGCGAAAAGGCCCGUUUUUGAAUGAGCCCAUUGACCAGGCCUAGCACCAGCAUCAACAUCCUCUUCAUCACCACCACCAUCGUCAUCAUCCCCCCUCCCCUCCAAGACUCCUCGUCUCCUUUCCUCAUCCAGGUUGAGCCCUCACACAGUGAGGACUGGGCUACACGGAAUCUGAAGUGAACACUCUUUGGCUCUUUACGUCUACACCGUAUCUAAGCAGUCUUUAUUGCGCUUUAGAAUUUAAGAUAAGCUUUCUGUGCACAAAGUUUAAAUUGAUGAUGAUUACGUGGCAGGCAUAUUUGCAAUUAUUUAGACUUAAAUUGUCAACAACAAAAAAGAAACAUGCAGUCCUGAAGGACUUGGCCUGUUUUUAGAUUGUUUGCACUGGAGAUGGCAACUAAUCAAAAGAUAGAUUCCGCUGCAAGCGCCCCUUGUUUACUUUGUGCGUUUCUUGUUCAAUCCAUUUACCGUCUCUUUUGUCGCCCCUGGGUUCAGGUGGCUCCUUAGUAUGUCUGAGCCACACAGCACCCAUCCAACUCCCCUCAAAAACUCAGCUGUGGGGGCCAGGGGAGGGCAGCCUUCGGUUCAAUCUGUGAUCUUUUCCCCACCCAAAUGGGGCAAACACAUUUGAAGUGACACGGUAGACCCCCUUGUGUCUGCGGUGCGUUGAAGGGUGCAAAAGAAAGUAGGUGACACCAGUGCUUGGACGUGUGCACGCACAUACACAAAUAGAGAUAGUGUUAGCUUUUGUUGAUUUUUUUUUUCUUUUUCUUUUUUUUCUUUUUUUUUUGCAUAAUACAUUGAUUGUGAUGAUUUUUGUUUGUUCACGCUACUAAAAUGUUAAUUUUUGUUUCGGUCACUCAUUGGAUGGUCCCACCUUCAUGCUCCCCUCUGACUUGGGUUUGUUUAAAUUGGAUGUUUUCAGAAGAAAAGACAGGUCACAGCAUAACUUUGAAUAAAGAUGAAGUAGUUCCUUUGCUCCAUACUUUUUUCAUUUUCUGUCACUCGCACAACCACUUUCACCAACAUCUCAUCUUGCACAAAGCACCCAACUCGAUGCUUUAUUUAAGUGCACUCCAUUCCCCCAUAUCAUGUCUCUGUAAAGUGAAGACAUUUUUUGCAAGAGCACUGUCAACAACCCCGGCAAAUUUGAAUGAUUUGAUGAAAUGGUAAGUUUGAAACACUGUAAAAAAUAGUUUAUGCAACUUAGUGUAUUAGACCUAAAUCUCGAUUUUACUAACUUAGAUCCUACAUGACUUUAUGUCUAACGCAGGUUGGUCAUGGAUCCAAAUAUUAUUACAUUUUCAAGUAGUAUUUUAAACAAUAAAAUGUCAACCGACUUCCAUGUGUGUCGAGCAAACUGACCCCCUUGGCUGCCCAACAACAUGCCUGACUUAAAUUAACGCAACAAAGAACCCCUUAGGCUGCCUAAAAACAUGCCUCUAAAAAAACAAGACUUUCUAUACAACACUCUUUCGAGGUUAACGCGACUCACAAAUUCCGGACCCCAAAGUUUGUGUAAAAUCGAGAUUUAGGUAUAUUUUACCCCAACAAUCCCUACAUGUUAAUAUAUCAGGUGCAUUUCUGCUAUCGUCCAAAUCUCUGAUUUCACUUUACAGGGCCUUUUCAUUAAGACCAGGUCGCGCCUGAAUUCAACACUUAAUAAUUUAGUGGAUCUUGAUGUGUUAAUGUCAUUCCACUUACAUGUUUUUUAACGUUUAAAACGGUUGCCAACUAAACCAAAGGACAUCAUAUUGGAUCCCCCUGCUUAUUUGAAAACUUGUGGCCUGUCUUCAUCUCCUACGUUCAAAUUGUGCUGCAAGCUUUGUUGUGAUUCCUCCCCAAACUGUGACAUGGAUCUUUAUUUGCGUAUUUAUUCCUCCAACAAGAAUGUCAGGACGUUUGGACUAUGAAACGGACAAUGUGAGCUUUCCGGUUGCUUAAUGUGUGUCUUCGGUAUGAGCUCCUAACACUGUUUGUCUGCUGGAGUUAUACAACAAUCUCUUUUGUCUUUUGAAUUUCGGGCCUCCGCCAUUCUGUUUUGUUUGUUGUUCGAAUAAAGGAUUGUGCAAAAAGCGGUUUGCUAAUAAUGACAUGGA